Messenger RNA from Monosiga brevicollis MX1, 3807 nucleotides. RefSeq lists its product as uncharacterized. The transcript is spliced from 4 exons. Gene Ontology annotation, molecular function: protein binding. Gene Ontology annotation, biological process: cell-matrix adhesion. Gene Ontology annotation, cellular component: cell surface. The coding region runs from base 1 to 3807 and encodes 1268 amino acids. The record is from RefSeq and is a predicted model, not a curated record. Lineage: Eukaryota; Choanoflagellata; Craspedida; Salpingoecidae.
AUGGCGCGUGCAUCGCUUGCUCUGGUGGCGGUGUUGUUUGCUCAGGCGGUCCUACUUCCUACUAGCGAUGCCGCCUCCCUGUCCUCUUCUGGUUUGAAGUGCAUGUCCUUAUGCCGCUUCCGCAACGACACGGGAACUGUUAUUGAUGGCCACCCCAGCUGCAUCAUCGACCAGUCCAUCUCCCACUUUUGCCCCGUGUGUGUUGGCACUUGGGAUUACGGCAUUUGCCAGGGUCGUUGCUAUGACGUGUGCGAUGCGCCUGAUCGCGAGCGCCGCUGGGGUGUUCUCAAGGACGCGGUGGAGGAUGUGGGUGACUUUUUCAACGAUGUCGGUGACGCGGUGGGUGAUGCCGUUGGUGGUGUCAUUGAUACCAUCAAGGAGGAAUUUGAGGCCCUUCCCGAUCGCCUUCAGAAUCUCGUACUGGACGCUGCCGAGUUUGCCAAGGCUACAUACGCCGACUUGAUUGAAAUUGGCCAGGAAGUGCUGGCCUACCUCAAGAACGUGGCUGUCAUGACUGUUAGUCAGGUCACCCACCUGAUUUCGCGCCUCGUCGAGUUUACCGUGGAUAACCUCCGCGAAUUUCUCAACAACCUGCCUCUGGAUAUUUUCCGCCAAACACUCGAAGAGUUUGGCUGCGAGAAGCGCUGGUCCCCCUCCCAGUUUAGCGUCAUCGCCGACAAGGCUCUGGACGUUGUGGGCCAGAUUGCUGACAUGACCGGCUUUAACAUUGAUUUCUUUGAGGAACUCGGCUCCAUCAUCGUGGGUCUUUCCAAGGGUGACAUCAGUCAGAUUGACGAUCUCGUUUUUAAGACCGUUGUCAUUGGCAUCAGCAUGUUCACCGGCAUGCCCCCGGGUAAGGUGGAGGCCUUUGCCGAAAAGGCCAUUGACGCCUUUGGCGUCGUCAAAGACUGGACCGCUGCCGACUGGCGCUCUGUGGGCGAGGUUGCCGUCGGUCUGGCCAAGGGCGACUUGGAAUCCCUCGAUGACUCGUCUGCUCUCAAUGAGUUGGCCCGCACUACCAUCGGCGCCAACCUCACCCAAAUCACCGCCAUCGCUGCAGCCGGUGUCGACAUUAUCAAGGGCUUUACCGACGGUGACGCUUCGGAAGAGGAUUGGCAGGCGCUGGCUCAGUUUGGCACCGGUCUCGUGGCGGAUCAGAUCCGGGACCUGCCCAUUGAUUCUGCCGCUCUUCAACUUUUAGGCCGUAUUCCUGGCCUGGAUGUCGAACAAGCCCAGGCCCUUCUAGCCAGUGCCAUCGACCUCCUGGGCGACCCCGACGCUUGGAGUAAGGAGGAGUGGACGCGGCUCGGCAACAUUGCACUCGGCCUUACCGCCGACGUCAUCAAGACCAUCGGCAUGGAUGGUCUAGAGAUGCUCGGCAACUUGACCGGCAUUGAUCUCACCCAGGCGCAAGCUGCGCUGGAACGUGCCACCGAGCUGCUGGGUGACCCUACCGCUUGGAGUGCUGACGAAUGGAAAAGGGUCGGUGCCGCAGCCCUGGCUGCCACCAAGGACCUCAUUGAACAGCUGCCCGAAGAAGCCAUUGCCGUCUUGGCCGAGCGCCUGGACCUCGACGAGGCACAGCUGCAAGCCAUCCUGCAGCGCGUGCAAGCCCUGCGAGGCAACCCAGCUGAUUGGACUGCCCAAGAUUUCCGUCUCCUCGGCCAGGCAGCGCUGCAGCUCACCACUUCAGCGCUCGCCAACAUUGAUUCGGAUAGCCUGUAUGCUUUGGCUGACCUUGCGGGCUUCAACGCUGACCAGGUCGACACGCUGCUCGAGGUUGCAGAGAACGUGUUGGGUAACAUGGACGACUGGUCCGAGGACGACUGGGUCACGCUGGGCAACCUUGGCCUUGAAUUUAUCCUUUCCAAAGCGAAUGACCUCACCUCGUCCGAGCUCACAGCUUUGGCCUCCACGGCCCCAAAAUGGUCAUCCAACAUGUUGUUGCAGCUGCGUGGCUCCAUCGUGCGCCUGCAUGGUGCCGUUGCCGGCUUUGACGCUGCGGAUUGGAAGGAUAUUGGCCAGCUGGCCAAGGCUCUGAGCACUGGCGACUUGAGCACGAUCGCUGCUGGGGCCAUCGAACACCUCCGAGAAGCUGCCGCCGAGUAUGCCGAUGAACACACGUGCCCUGCGGUACAGCCAUCAUGCAGCAGCACCAUCACGGUCCCCGUUCUUGAUCUGGAUUUUUGUGCUGAGCAGUGGGCAGCGAUCGGUUCUCGACUGCUUGUUCUCUUUGGGGAGACUGAAACUUGGAAUACGGCGCGAUGGAAGGAGUUGGGUUCACUCCUGCGCGGCUUGUCCCCGGCCGACUUUGGCCAAAUGUCGCUCGAGGCCUUGGACGUGGUGGCAAACAUCACCUGCAUGCCUACGGACCGCCUGGAGUGCAUCGUCAAGCGAGCCAUCAACCUGUUCAACACGGCCAAUGGCGUUCGUGGCUGGACUGCCGCGCAUGUCAAGCGUCUAAACCGUGUGGUGGUCGGCCUCACACCCCUGCACCUCCGCAAUCUGACCACGACCACUUUUGUCGAGGCGGUCGAGUUCCUUGGCUCUCAGAGCCGUUGGAACACGAGCCAGCUCAAUGCGCUCGGUGAUCUGGCCGUCGAGGCCUUUGGUGACCCUGCCAAGUGGGAUGCUGACACUGUUGGCAAACUGGGUUCCAUUUUGGGUGGCGUCACCGAUGCCUCCCUCAAGCUCGUAUCGGAAAAGGCUCUCGAGGCCGUGGGCCGCCCGGCACAGCGCACCCUUUGCUCAGAGAAGCGCAUCCACAUUAUGACCCCUGAACAGUUGGCCGUUAUUGCAACCGAUAUCGACUGCCCCUCUGAAGAGCUUUUGUACACGACCCAGCAAGCCGCCAGCGUAGCCUCGGCCCGCGAUGCUGCGGGUCGCGUCAAGAACGGUGGCGGUUUGAGUGGCGGCGCCAUUGCCGGCAUCAUUAUUGCUGUUCUGAUCGUUUGCUUGGUAGCCGUUGCGCUCGGCGUCGUCUAUCAGCGUCGCCGCCGCCAGGACCGUGUCGCCGUCAGCGUCACCAAGGCCCCCACGGCGCACGACAAGAGCAACCCCAACAUCCGCCCCUAUGCCACCAACAGCGUAUCGACCGCGGAUUCGAUUAAUACGGUGGCCAACAAGUCGUUUGCAGGUGUGCCCCCGCCCAAGCCUACUCGCAAGACCACAGGGCCCUCGCUGCCUCCUACUCUGCCCUCAAGCAAGCCAGUGCCCGAGGCAGUUCCGGUAGCAAACGGGGCUGUCGCUGCUCGCAUUGCUGCCUUCAGCGCCCCUGAGCCCCAGCCCUUGGCCCGCAACCCGGCCCCCGUGGCGGCUGCCCGCCCCCGUCCAGCGGAACGCCCCUCGGUACCCAUCAAGCCCAUCAACACUGGCAAGCCCACUCCACCCCAGCGGCCCGCGUUGCCUGCCAAGCCUCAAGGCCAGUUUCAGAGCCAAAAGCCGGCCCUGCCCAACAAGCCAAAUUUGACCAGCAAGCCUGCCCUGCCGACCAAGCCCAAUCUUGCGAGCAGCAAGCCUGCCCUGCCUGCCAAACCCGCGCUGCCCGCCAAGCCGACGCUCGCAGCUAAGCCCUCGGUACGCCUUAUGCAAACAACCUUACGCAAGCGGCCUGUCCCUUUGCACCUUGCCUCGUCUCAUCUUUCUGUAUCUCGUGCAUGCCCACUUGUGUUGUGGGUGAAUGAUCGGGAUCAUCAGUUCUCUUGGUGUCAGCUGGAGGAUCCCAGCUCCAAGCAACCGUACUACUUCAACCGGGAGACGAACGAGACCACUUGGAACAAGCCCACUGGCUGGGAUGCGGUACGUUAG